This is a messenger RNA of Exophiala bonariae, 3135 nucleotides long. RefSeq lists its product as uncharacterized. The coding region runs from base 1 to 3135 and encodes 1044 amino acids. Lineage: Eukaryota; Fungi; Ascomycota; Eurotiomycetes; Chaetothyriales; Herpotrichiellaceae. The transcript has 2 exons. The record is from RefSeq and is a predicted model, not a curated record.
AUGACACCGCCCAGAUCCCCAGAAGCGGACAUUCUCCAUCCUCGAUGGUUCGACCUCUCUGCGGGCCAACCCACCUCAUUCCAGUAUAACGGCUUGGUGAAAUCGGCCCGAGCAAUCAAGAGAAAAUGGCCAACAUACCCUGAAGAAUGGGCUUCUUUGAUGGAUUCAUUCCUACCGAAAGAGCUAAGGUCAAACGACAGCUUGCCCGUUUCUGCUCUUCAUCAGGGCGAAGAUGAUAUACGAGAUUUGAUGGAACUCCUCGCAAUUGCCCAAAGCAAGUACGACAUCAAUGUUUUGCAAUACAUGACCCUCGGUCAGCGUAGGUAUAAGGCAGUCCUUCAUCUAGCCGAUUCACUUCUCAAGCCACUCGAUCGCUCUUCAAAGAAUGCCAAUGUCGAGUCCCUUCCCUCGAAUCUCAAUUGGCCGUUUUCCUUCACCAAGGGACCAAAAACGCCACUCGAGCUGAAGUCCCCAUCGCAUCCGAGGAAAAACCAAAUUCCAUAUUGGGAGUCAUCGUUUGAUUAUGAUGGAGCAACAAUUCAUGGCCUAGAAGAGAGACGAGUUAUGCAAUUGAUCUUGCCUCUCCUGGCCAAGCUUGUCGUUACUGCCACACAAUUCGCCAAACUCGACAUGAAAUUCGAUGCUGAACGACAAAAGAUUAUGCGCACCGUUCAUCAGAUUAUUGCUCGAAUGCAUAAUUUGGAUCUUGUGCCUUCGGAAAUGUAUUCUUAUUCGCUGCCUCAAGGAACAACAUUCGUUCAACGGCCACCGAUAUUGCACCUGCUUUCAUCUAGAAUCUUGUCUACUGUAUCCGAUGCUGUAUGGCGUUCACAGCAGGACGAGGCGAUAGAACAGGCUUUGAAACAAGGUUUAACUCAUAAACAAAUCUCACAAGAUGUUCCUGGCGGUCGAUUCCGAUUGAAAGUUCGUGAGUUGGGAUCCGAAGUCUGGCUUGAAUUUCUCUUGUGGUGCUGUGUCGAAGGUGGCUAUGCAGCCGCUGGGACUCGAAUUAUCAACAUUCUGAGAGAGGAGACUGAGAACCCUUGGUAUGCCGUUCAUUGGUGUUCAAAUCAUGGAAUUGAAACUCGGCUGCCUUUGGUGGACUGGGAAAGAGCCAAGUAUCGCUUAGGAGGAACGGCGGGCCGUGUGGAGGGUUACUCUGCAGACGAACCCUUUGCACAUAUCCCUAGUCAAACAAUUAGCGCCGAGGUGGUUCUGGCUCUAGUUGAAUGUCAGUUCAACAACAUGCAUACUGGAAUCAAAGGCAGUGGUCAUUCUGUACAGAAGUUCCAGAAAGACAUACUCGCCGUGGUAUCAUUCUUAGAGCCGCAUGCUCUGGGCCCAGAGUAUUUCAAUUACCUGACAGUUCGCUUUCUGCAAACUGGUGGAGGAUUUCUCAACACACAACCAGAUCUCUUGCGGCGAUGGUACGAGAUUAUCACGCAGCUGCGAUCAUUGGAAACAGUCCAACCCCAAACUGUUGGUAUGCCAGGUCUCACUCUUCAAAGGAUCGCUACUCAAACCGAACUCCAAGCUAGUAUCUUGCAUCAGGCAUUACAAGGAUACAUGAACCAGAACAAUGCCAGUCAAGCCGUCAACUGCGUCACCGAUAUUCAAACUCAUGUUGAUUCUAGCAGAUUGGAGUCUAUUGGCAAUUUUCUCCUGUCAUCUUCUCAGCAUGGCAAUCCUGACGAUCUUCCAGAAGGUGCUCACAAGAUCCGCCUUGAUUUCCUCAAAUCACACGGUCAACUACCGCUUUACAAAUUGGCAGCAUUUCUCAAUUUGGUCACUAACACACAACUUUUCGGUCUUGGUCAAUGGCUCUUAGAAUCGGAAGAUGUAGACGGGCCUUUGAUUCCAAAGUCAGGCUACCAAAGCUUGUGUAUGACAGUGGCGUUGACCAAGUACGCUGGUGCUACAAAAGAUGACGGUCUGAUGAGGCAAGUUCUCCAGGCUCGAAAAUCGUCCAAAAUCCGGUCUUCGGUCAAUAUUUUGAGAGCUACUGUCAAUGCUUCGAUAAGUCUCUCGGAUUGGAGAACAGCACGCCACUUCCUGAGAGAAUUGAAAAGCGUUCCCGGCGGUGGUUACAGCCCCAAGAUUGUGACAAGACUCGGAGCCAGGAUUAUUCAAAUCGAGAGUCAAUUGAACCCAUCAAAUCAAGGCAAAGACCUCACUGAGGCUACAGGACUGUUAUAUGACAUUUUAGCUGGACAAUAUGAUGGCGCCAAGUCCGGUUUCAUGCUUCCUGUGAGAAAGAGGUUCGACCAAGAAAUCGGUUAUCUUUUGCGAAUCUUUCAGAAUCUGCUACCUCCUAAGUGGCGAGAAACAGGUGGUCAGGCUUAUGUGCCGGCGGGUCACCUUGCUGACCUUGCUCGCUUGUUCAAGCCAAAGUAUUCUGUUAGCAACGAGGCCAACAUGAGUGUCACAACAUUCAACGAUCUACUAUCGGCAAUUGUCGAGUCCAGAGGUGCUGUGGAAGGUGUUCGAAUGUGGAAUCUUUUCUGCAAAGAUCCCUAUACAUCAGCAACUUCUGAAGAGGUUCCGUCACUGGAAGACUAUCUCGUCCCUGAGAUCAGGGUAGUACCAGGCGAAGAAGAAGGUGUUUCUUAUGUUUUGAGGUCUACAGAACAAAUGCCCCAAUUGAUGUAUGAUCGUGUUCCGAUUAUCGCAAGCGUCCAUGAAGAUUUAUCAAAUAUUCCGAUUACGGAAGCCAGUUUGGUCGACAACAAGAUCACACGGGGUUCGUUCAAUCCCAUUGUGGUACCAAAUACGCAGACCUUGCAUGUCAUCGUUAGAGCCGCGAUCGCCGAGAAGAAACAAUUGGAAGACAUGCUGCACACCUCGCAGAAGGCAAAACUGAACAAGAUUCUGGAUUGGGCGACAGAAUUGUAUCCGGCCCUCGGUUACUCGAAGAGAGAUAUCGAACUCGAGACGCAGAUACCACAGUCAAUAAGAGGGGAGAUCACUUCACCAACACAGUUGAAGUGGAUGAAUGACCGACUGAGGGUGAAAGCCGGUAUCCGAGAGAAAGGCCAGCCAGAUAUAGGAGUUCUGUUCACUUCUGACGCGCCAUUGACGAGACUCCCUGGCGUGGAAAGGCUGGGAACAUCUCAAGGCCAUCCAUCUGACUCCUGA